Molecule: messenger RNA, 1477 nt
Organism: Aplysia californica (California sea hare)
Lineage: Eukaryota; Metazoa; Mollusca; Gastropoda; Aplysiida; Aplysiidae
Product: proteasome subunit beta type-4
Cellular component (GO): proteasome core complex
Source: RefSeq, a predicted model, not a curated record
UUGCUUGCAUUGGGCAUUUGGGAGCAUAUAAAGAUGGCGUCAAGUAUGAGUGGACCGUUUGGAAACUCUGGACCUGGGCCUCUAUGGACCGGUGGACCGGCUCCUGGGCAAUUUUACAAUUUUCCUGGCAAUGCUAGUAUACCCAGUAAUGGUGCAGCUCAGAAAACACUAUCCCCAGUGGUGAUGGGAACAUCUGUUCUUGCCUUUCAAUUCAACGGAGGAGUCGUCAUUGCUGCAGAUAUGCUGGGCUCGUAUGGCUCAUUGGCUCGGUUCCGUGACUGCCCACGACUGUUCAAGGUCAAUGACAGCACCAUUAUUGGAGCAGCUGGCGAUUACGCUGACUUUCAGUACCUCACCAACAUCAUCCAACAACAUGUGAUCGAUGAGGAGUGUCUAAAUGACGGGUUUGGCUACACACCCAAGAGCCUUCACUGCUGGCUGACCCGUGUGCUCUACAACAGACGCAGCCAGUUCAACCCGCUGUGGAACACAUACAUUGUUGUGGGCGUGGAGGACGAGAAGCCAUUCCUGGGCUAUGUAGACAAGAUCGGCAUGGCGUACGAGGCCCCAUCCCUGGCCUGUGGCUUUGGAGCUUACAUGGCAUUGCCAAUCAUCCGCGAGACGAUGGAGAAGAAGCCAGACAUGAACCAGGAGGAGGCUCUUGCACUCAUUGACCGCUGCAUGAAGCUGCUCUACUACAGAGACGCUCGCUCCCUCAACAAGUACCAAGUGGCUGUUGUGACCAAGGACGGCGUUGACCUGCGGGGACCCAUCAAGUCUCAGCCCAACUGGGAGAUUGCCCACAUGAUCAAGGGGUACGAAUGAAUGUCGUGCCCUAUGACCAGACCGUGAACCGAGUGUGAAAUGACGUCGUGACAGGGCAAGUGGAGCAGUAUGUGACCUCUGACCUCACCCCUCCCCUCCCCUCCACCCCGGUCCUGGGGGGAGAUGAGAUAACAUUGCAGUGGGGCAAGGGAGAGGGAAUCAGCUGAUAGAGAGAGAGAGAGAGAGAGAGAGGGUGAACCAGUUGUGACUGAAACUGGAAGAAAUGAAUAGAUGGUGAAUGAGAGGGCGGGGGUUUUUUUUGUUUUUAUUUUUAGAAAAUAUAUAAUCAUGAGUAUUUGAAGUGUGAAAGAGAGAAAAAUUAUAAUGUAGGCCUGCCUACCUGAAAAACAAGUUUGUUAAAGUGUUUAAGAUCAUGUGUGUGCCUGAACAUGUGUUUAUUUUAAGUGUGUUAUACGUUCACCCCUGUGAGGAAAUGUUUGAUCUGUUGUCUUGUUCAUCAUGCGUGCUCUGACUCUGGCAUGAAUUACCAGAACUUGUUUUUGUUGUUGCAAAUGUCCAUUGAUUUCUGUAGUACAUGUACAACAAACUCAUUGUUUCAAAGAUUUGUAUGUUGUUGGGGAUUUUUUUUCCCCCAAUAUCUUCUUUCUCAACGUUUGUGUCUGAAUAAAAAAAAAUGUGACAUUGCUACAAA